GAAUGCAGGUGAGGAAAGGCACGGACUCUGCGGCUGCGAACACAAACUUGGGCACCGCGCGGUGCGCACGGCUCAGCCUUCACCCCCGCGGGCGAACGGCUGCUGCGGUUUCAGGCGGCGGCUUCGAGACUAAUGACCUUGCGCAGAGUUGUUAAGAGAAAAGAGAAACCCGAGCUCUCUGGGUGAGACGGGACCGACACUCAGGGCGUCUCUGAAGAUGGCUCGGGCUGCUUUUCCGUGCACGGGGGGAACCCGGACGCCGACCGCUGUGUGACUCGAGUCGUGUCCACUGCACGGUGCCCGAAGCGACCUGCCGGGAUUUUUCAUUCUCGAUCUGUUGACUGGCUCUCCCGCUGCCUAAUCGGAGUCGGAGUUGAGACUGGCUUGUUGCUGGCCCUAGCACCUCUUGCAGGAAGCGACUCACGUUUGCCUGGGCAGUCGGAGCAGAAGCUGGGUCUGGAGUGAGUGCCUGGAACGUGAACUGGACUCAACUCGAGUAGCAGCAAAGAAGAGCGGGGUUGGCAGGCGGGGGAGGCUGCCGGCUCUCUCCCGGCCGCUUCCCGGCUCCACCGCCCGCCUGCCGGAGCGGUUCCAGCCCCAUUCGACUGAGCAGUGACGGGAGCCGGGGUUCCUCUGCCGGUUGCGGGUAUGACUCUGGGGGGGCGCCGAGCCCGCGGCGCGCAGUGUCCCGUGAACUGUGAGUACUGCGACUGAACGGCGGCUGGCUAGCGGGCGAUUAGCACCCAUUGCAUAAAUUAUGAAACAAUAACUUUCGGAAGAAGCAAGAGGAGGAAAAAAACAAAAAGAAGGAUCUAUCGCUGGUCCCCCCUGGCCGACUCUGGACGCUGCUCUUGCCCCCUCCCUACGUUCCCUCUUGUUUCUUCCCUUCCCGGAGAGGGGAGAGGACUGGGAGGAGGGCAGGCCACGGGCCCCAGAGGAGGGGGGCGCCAAGGGGCCGUAAUUAGAAGGAGCAGUAGCAGCAGCAGCAGGAGAAGAUGCUGAGGAUGCGGACCAUGGGAUGGGCGCGCGCCUGGUGUCUGGGCUGCUGUCUCCUCUUGCCGCUUUCGCUCAGCCUAGCGGCCGCCAAGCAACUCCUCCGGUACCGACUGGCAGAGGAGGGCCCAGCAGACGUCCGCAUCGGCAACGUCGCCUCGGACUUGGGCAUCGUGACCGGCUCCGGUGAGGUGACUUUCAGCCUCGAGUCGGGCUCAGAGUACCUGAAGAUCGACAAUCUCACCGGCGAGCUGAGUACGAGCGAGAGGCGCAUCGACCGCGAGAAACUGCCCCAGUGUCAGAUGAUCUUCGACGAGAACGAGUGCUUCUUGGACUUCGAGGUGUCGGUGAUCGGGCCCUCGCAGAGCUGGGUGGACCUGUUCGAGGGUCGGGUCAUCGUGCUCGACAUCAACGACAACACGCCCACCUUCCCGUCACCCGUGCUCACGCUCACGGUGGAGGAGAACCGGCCGGUGGGCACUCUCUACCUGCUGCCCACCGCCACCGACCGCGACUUCGGCCGCAAUGGCAUUGAGCGCUACGAGCUGCUACAGGAGCCCGGGGGCGGCGGCGGCGGCGGCGGCGAGGGCCGGCGCGCCGGGCCUGCCGACAGCGCCCCCUACCCCGGGGGCGGCGGGAACGGCGGGAGCGGCGGCGGCCCCGGGGGCUCCAAGAGGAGGCUGGACGCUCCAGAAGGCGGCGGCGGGACCAGCCCCGGCGGACGCAGCAGCGUGUUCGAACUGCAGGUGGCCGACACCCCGGAUGGCGAAAAGCAGCCGCAACUGAUCGUGAAGGGGGCGCUGGACCGCGAACAGCGCGACUCCUACGAGCUGACCCUGAGGGUGCGAGACGGUGGCGACCCGCCUCGCUCCUCUCAGGCCAUCCUGCGGGUGCUCAUCACCGACGUGAACGACAACAGCCCCCGCUUCGAGAAGAGCGUGUAUGAGGCUGACCUGGCCGAGAACAGCGCCCCGGGAACCCCCAUCCUUCAGCUGCGUGCCGCCGACCUGGACGUGGGGGUCAACGGGCAGAUUGAGUACGUGUUCGGGGCUGCUACCGAGUCCGUGCGGCGGCUGCUGCGCCUAGACGAGACGUCCGGCUGGCUCAGUGUCCUGCACCGUAUAGACCGCGAGGAAGUGAACCAGCUGCGCUUCACGGUCAUGGCCCGCGAUCGCGGGCAGCCUCCCAAGACAGACAAAGCCACGGUGGUCCUUAAUAUCAAGGACGAGAACGACAAUGUGCCGUCCAUUGAAAUCCGCAAGAUCGGGCGUAUCCCACUCAAGGAUGGGGUGGCCAACGUGGCCGAGGACGUUCUGGUGGACACCCCCAUCGCCCUGGUGCAGGUGUCUGACCGAGACCAAGGCGAGAAUGGAGUGGUCACCUGCACCGUGGUGGGCGACGUGCCUUUCCAGCUCAAGCCGGCCAGUGACACAGAGGGCGACCAGAACAAGAAAAAGUACUUCCUGCACACCUCGGCCCCUUUGGACUAUGAGACCACCAGGGAGUUCAACGUGGUCAUAGUAGCGGUGGACUCCGGCAGCCCCAGUCUCUCCAGCAACAACUCCCUGAUUGUCAAGGUGGGAGACACCAACGACAACCCGCCUGUCUUUGGCCAGUCAGUGGUGGAGGUGUACUUUCCUGAGAACAACAUCCCCGGAGAGAGGGUAGCCACGGUGCUGGCUACAGACGCGGACAGUGGGAAAAACGCUGAAAUCGCCUACUCGCUGGACUCUUCCGUGAUGGGGAUCUUUGCCAUCGAUCCCGAUUCUGGGGACAUUCUCGUCAAUACCGUGCUGGACCGCGAGCAGACUGACAGGUACGAGUUUAAAGUUAACGCCAGAGACAAAGGCAUCCCCGUGCUACAGGGCAGCACCACAGUGAUUGUUCAGGUGGCUGACAAGAAUGACAAUGACCCUAAGUUCAUGCAGGACGUCUUUACCUUUUAUGUGAAAGAAAAUUUACAGCCCAACAGCCCCGUGGGAAUGGUCACAGUGAUGGAUGCUGACAAGGGGCGCAAUGCAGAGAUGAGCCUAUACAUAGAGGAGAACAGUAACAUUUUUUCCAUUGAAAAUGACACGGGGACUAUUUACUCCACGAUGUCUUUUGACAGAGAACAUCAGACCACAUACACUUUCAGAGUCAAAGCUGUGGAUGGGGGAGAUCCUCCCAGAUCUGCAACAGCCACGGUCUCUCUCUUUGUGAUGGAUGAGAAUGACAAUGCUCCCACUGUCACCCUUCCCAGAAAUAUUUCCUACACUUUACUGCCACCUUCAAGUAACGUCAGGACAGUAGUAGCUACAGUGUUGGCAACAGACAGUGAUGAUGGCAUCAAUGCAGACCUUAACUACAGCAUUGUGGGAGGGAAUCCCUUCAAGCUGUUUGAGAUUGAUUCCACCAGUGGUGUGGUUUCCUUAGUGGGAAAACUCACCCAAAAGCAUUAUGGCUUGCACAGGUUGGUGGUGCAAGUGAAUGACAGUGGGCAGCCUUCCCAGUCUACCACGACUCUGGUGCAUGUGUUUGUCAAUGAAAGUGUUUCUAAUGCAACUGUGAUUGACUCUCAAAUAGCCAGAAGCUUGCACACCCCACUCACCCAGGAUAUAGCUGGUGACCCAAGCUAUGAAAUUAGCAAACAGAGACUCAGUAUUGUCAUUGGGGUGGUUGCUGGAAUUAUGACUGUGAUUCUAAUCAUCUUAAUUGUAGUGAUGGCAAGAUAUUGCCGGUCCAAAAAUAAAAAUGGCUAUGAAGCCGGCAAAAAAGAUCAUGAAGACUUUUUUACACCCCAACAGCAUGACAAAUCUAAAAAACCUAAAAAGGACAAGAAAAACAAAAAAUCUAAGCAGCCACUCUACAGCAGCAUUGUCACUGUAGAAGCUUCUAAACCAAAUGGACAGAGGUAUGACAGUGUCAAUGAGAAGCUGUCAGACAGCCCAAGCAUGGGCCGAUACCGAUCAGUUAAUGGUGGGCCUGGCAGUCCUGACCUGGCCAGGCAUUACAAAUCUAGUUCCCCCUUGCCUACUGUCCAGCUUCACCCCCAAUCACCAACUGCAGGAAAAAAACACCAGGCCGUACAAGAUCUACCACCAGCUAAUACGUUUGUGGGAGCAGGAGACAACAUUUCAAUUGGAUCAGAUCACUGCUCUGAGUACAGCUGUCAAACCAAUAACAAAUACAGCAAACAGAUGCGUCUACAUCCAUACAUUACUGUGUUUGGCUGAAUUCCACUCAAAUAUGAUGCUCCAUUAUGCACCAUACUCUGAUGACCUUGCUACUUCGAAACCUGCUGGAGCCUGCCCUUGGCCGUGGGGUGUCAGCCAAUCACUGCUUGUUCCAUUUGUUGUGCAUUUGAUUUUCUUUUUUUUUCUCAUUUAAGGAAAAAUAGUAUUGAAAUAAAUAAACUUAUAAAAGAAACAGUAUUAAUAAAAAAAUGUGCUAUUAGUGGGUGUCAGUUACCAGGAACUACAUUCUCAGAGAGGUAGUUAGCAGAAUUUAAUAAUGAAGUCUUUAAAAAAAAUGUAGAAAUGUAUUUCAACAAUGAUUUUAAGACUCUGGCUUUGUGUAAACCAAGGAAAAUUAAGUCUAUGAAGUCUCUGUCUAUAAUAUAUUAAAUAAUGACUAUGAAUAAAAUCCUAAAUUACUCAAUAGUUUUAAAGUGUUACAUAAUCAAAACCUUUUCCAGACCAGGGAGAUAGUUCUGUUAAAGUGAAGGAUAGUGUCUCUUGCGCAUUCUGUGUGUAUAUUUCUAAAUGCCACUGUGUGUGUUUGUGUGUGCUCCCACAGGUUAUAUGCAAAGACUUUGAGCAACAUUUAUAAAAAGUAUUUUCUCUAAGACAAAUUCGAGAGAUUUAUUUUGUGCUUACCACAGGCACUGCCAGUGGAUUGUUUUUUCCCCUAAUCUUGAAAUAUUAACCAAAAUAUCUGUAGAAUUUUCACGACUUUGUUGUUGUUGUUAAAUUUCUUAAGAAAAUUUGGAAACUUUGAGUUAGAUUCACAGAAGUCACUGUGGUCACAUUCAGAAGGAAGAUGUAGCUACCUUUUUUUUUUUUAAUUUUCGUUUAUCAGAAGACUAUUCUACUUGAUGUGAGGUAACAUAAGUUCAAGCAACUUCUGAGAAUUCAGCAUGUUAUAUAUUUUUGAGAAAGCAAGUAGCUGAAUUUUAGUUAUACAAAUUGUAAUUUUCUAAGUAAGUCAAGAAUUCUCUGUAUGUUUCCUCUAACUCUCUGUAUAUUUAUGUCUCUGUUUGUUAUGGUGUAUGUGUUUGUGUGCCUAAAAUAAGUGUUCCAUAUAUAAACUUUGAUAAUUUUGUAAUAUAUUUAUCAUACCAUCUUCCCUAUUAAAGUUUUCCCCAAGUUUUGAGUUACUGACCAAGAAUUCCAGAUUCUUGAGAAUUUUUUGGUGAAUUAUUGUCAAUAUAAAACCCUUAUAAGAAAAAAAUAUAUAUUGGGACAACAGAAAUAUGCAGAGUGAUAGGAAAUGCUCACUAACACUUGUAAAUCACUAAAGCUUGUAUUUCAAGUUGUUUAUUUUAUUAGCUGUUUAUUUAAUUUUGCAAAAAAGGAAAUUUUCAGAAAUAUCACUGAGACUAUAGUGAAAUUCUUCAAUAAAACCUAAUUAUCAUUAAUCUCUCUUUUCCUUUUGAGCACAGGACCAGUCAGUGUAAGAAACUGGUAAAAACCAAAAACUUCUUACCACUUUUGGCUUCUUGGAAAUAUGCUUUCUCAUCCUAAAGUAGUAAACUUCCUUAGACGUAUACAUAAACAAAAAUCUGUACUGAAUCACAUCAACUCAAAGACAAAGUUACAGACAAAAAAAAAAAAAGAAAAGCAAACAGAAAAAAAAUGUCCAGAAUUUUGGAAUAAACUAAUGUGUAGCCAUAUGGAGGGGAUGUUUAUGAAUACUGUCACAAAGAACAUUCUAAGGCACAAUUUUGCUAACGGGUAUAUAAAUCAGUUUGUGAAUUUCUACUACAACCUGAAAGAUGCAAAAUAAAGCAGAAAAAAUUCAAGUAGGCCAUUCAUAGAGUGAGGCUAAAUAUUUUCUUGUGCAAUCCUUAUUUCAGUUGUGUUUGCAUGCCUCCAUUACUCCCUGCUUUUGGUUGCUGUGUAAAAAAUUCGUCUUACUGUGGAAGUAGCCCAAAAGGAAUGAGAACCACCCCUUUAGAUUGUUCCAAAUGGGGAACAAUGGCUAUUUACUGUUAUGAUUAGAAAACAUAACAAAUCAAAACAAAAAAGUACUAAAAAUCCCAAGGAUUUUAGCGUGCUUAAAAGCUGAAUCAGAAUAAUCAACAGCAGCAAGCUAUGAGAUGUCUAUUAUCAUCCCUCUGGUGUUCUCUUGUUUGUUCGUUUGUUUGUUUGUUUGUUUGUUUGUUUUCCCAUCUUUGAACAUUUUGCCGUUGGUUCCUGUCCCUGCACAAACUUCCCCUCUGCCCUAACUAACCCCCUGCCCCCAAAUGUUCUCCACCUCAGAUCUCUUGACCACUCUCCUUUUCAGUUACUGGAAUUUACCUUUUAGGGGGGUGCCUAUGGACAAAUGGAAAUAGACUCAGAGCAAUCCACCACCUUAUAUCUUUUAGCAUUUGAACAUUUUAUUUUAAACGACAGUGCAAUACUUCAUUCUCCAUUAUAAAAACUAAAGAGGAAUAUGAGGAUGUUAGAGACUGAUUUAAGUAAAGUUUAUUUACUUUAACACAUCCAAUAUCAGCUGAUACUGAGUAUGCAAAGAAAAAUAAGUCUUUGUUUUCAUGGAAUUGAUGUAUUAUAAAGAAGAUCACAGAGCAGAAAAAUGAUAGACUGUGUUUGCCUUAUGCUUCUAAAGUUUCAAAUCAUUGAAUUCAUGUUUGCUCCUCAGAGCAAUCUUUGAGGAAAAGCACCAUUAUUAUUCUGAGGUAAGAAAACUGGAGUAACGAACAGCUUUUUCAGGACCCUGAUGGAACUAGCAAGAACUUUAUCAAGUCUUAGAAGAAAUAGCCAGUCAGAAUUCAAAAGUACUGAAAGCAUUUGGUGGAAGUGGUGAAAUCUGUGCUUUUGAAUAUGGUAUAUUUUUAGACUUACCUGGGUAAACUCUUCCCAAAAGAAUUAGAACAAACCCAGUUUUUCAAACUUUUUCUAGUCACAACCUACACUUUAUACUAUCAAAAAAAGUGUUGUGGGUAUAAUUUGAAGAUCUAAUCAAUUACCCUAUUUUGUAAACAACAGCCCCAUGUGAGAUUAAAAACAGACAAACUUCAACAAUUAGGUAAGCAACCAAGAUUAUCAUUUAUUUUUGAGGGUAUCUCUAGAAAAACUACCAAUAUCCUCCAAAGUAAUUAAUUCCACAGUUUGAAAUGUCUCUGGGAAUAAUUUCUAUGUGUAAUUUUGAAAAACACUUAUCUUGAUUGUGUAUAACUUUUGUAAUCCAUUUAUUUUAUAGAGAAUAGGUUGAUUUGCUUUAUCUUUUAUACACUAUGCAAGGCUUUGUAAUUAAAAUGAUGGCUAAAACAAAACUCUUUAGUGCAAAAAUAAUAUACUACUACUUAAGGCAAGGGAUAGGUGAAGCUCAGAGACACUGCCCGCAAGUUUGUCUUGUUCAUCAAGAUAUUCCCAGUGCCUGCUAGAGUGUGCAGCAUACAGGAGAUACCCCUAAAUAUUUGUGAAACAAACAACGAUCAAAGGGCCUGGGCUUUAGUGCUAAGUAGCCUGAAAAUCCAUCCACAUCAGAUCACUGAACUGUGGUAUGACCUCUUUUAUUUCAAACUCUGAGAACAUCCUAGUUGUUAUUUUCUUUCCCUGCUGGGUGAUGUCUCCAGGAUAAAGGACUACCUGCCGGGUUGGCUAGAGUCCCUGCCUUCUCUGCAGGAUGUGUGUCUCUUAUUUCUGUACCAAAUGAGCAAUUCUCUGAUUCCCCCUCCUGGCUUCUUCUUAGUGGUGUUAUAAACACCAAACCCUUCAAAAAGAUUAAACUAAAGCAAAUGUGGGAGGGAGGCACCGGUCACACGGUAGACUUCUGGUAUAUUUUGAGGGGCUGUGAAGAGGUGUGUGGACAUAUGGGUUUUCAGGAUUUUUUGGGAGAUCCUCAUCUGUGAGGAAAUAUGGAUACAUGCACGCCCAUACACAUGCAUGGGUCUCUGUAUUCGUCAAUUUAUAUAUCCCUGCAAGUAUUCAUUCAUUGUGCCAACCUAUGCUCACUGAUAAUGUAUAAUUUUUUUCCAUUUUCAUUCUGACUCUCCCUGGGGAGCAGUUGUUUUUAAAGAGAGUCUAGCAUAACUGUAAAGAGAAACGUUUACUUGAUGUACUCAGGAAAUAAGUCUCGGAGAAGGGAUAUGUCCUUCCUGUGGACUGAUGGGCAGUGAAGCUGAGAAAUGCCUUACAACUCAAAAGAACUCCUUAGAAGUCCCCCGAGAUUCUAAGAAGUGCCUCUUUUAAAUUGCAAAUAACCUCUGAAGGAGUUGAUUCUGUCUUGGCACACCUGGGUGUAAAUUGCUCUAAGCAGAUAAUGAGGUCAGCACCUCCCAAAGAUCAAUAGUUCUUAAGAAAUGGGGAUUUUGAUGAAGACCCUGAGGAAGGGUGAACAGCCUUCCCUAGUUUAGAAGACUGAGAACUCUUUUAAGGCACCGUGUGUCUCGGACUCCAGCUGGGAGUCAGGAGGUAAGGUAAGAUGAUAGCAGCAAAGGGUAUUCAGUCCUGAUAAAAGCGAAUAUUUGUGUCCUUGAUUUUGUGACCAGAGGGAUGACACUAGAUGUCUAGGCUUUAUAUGACUGUAAGACUGGUGUUAAAAAGUAGUCAAUGUUUACUUUCUCCCAUUUCUACUAGUUGUUUUGUUUGGUUUUGGUUUUCAGCCUGCAGUAUCAGUGCUCUCUAUCUUCAUUCAUUUUCUACCCUUGUACGUUCGUGAGAAAAAGAGGAACAAAGAAAGAGAAAAGAAGGGGGAAAAAUGCAACCACUGCAUGGCCAUACACUCAUCUUCUCCCUAUUAUUAUUAUUAGACUACUGUAAUCAAAAUAGUUGCCAUAUUAUUGCCGUGUAGCUGUUUCUUAUCCUAGUUUAAUUAAAUUCUCAGAAAUUGAGUGCUAUUAGGUCUUUACUGCAGAGAAGGCAACGACACCCCACUCCAGCACUCUUGCCUGGAAAAUCCCAUGGAUGGAGGAGCCAUAGGCUGCAGUCCAUGGGAUCACAGAGAGUCAGA
Messenger RNA from Capra hircus (goat), 9150 nucleotides. RefSeq names its product protocadherin 7 (gene PCDH7). Lineage: Eukaryota; Metazoa; Chordata; Mammalia; Artiodactyla; Bovidae. The coding region runs from base 996 to 4208 and encodes 1070 amino acids. The record is from RefSeq and is a predicted model, not a curated record. Gene Ontology annotation, cellular component: plasma membrane. Gene Ontology annotation, molecular function: calcium ion binding. The transcript is spliced from 2 exons. Gene Ontology annotation, biological process: homophilic cell-cell adhesion.